Molecule: messenger RNA, 3091 nt
Organism: Xenopus tropicalis (tropical clawed frog)
Lineage: Eukaryota; Metazoa; Chordata; Amphibia; Anura; Pipidae
Gene: pcnp
Product: PEST proteolytic signal containing nuclear protein
Exons: 5
Coding region: 58-633 (191 amino acids)
Biological process (GO): protein ubiquitination
Cellular component (GO): nucleus
Source: RefSeq, a predicted model, not a curated record
ACCGCAGCUAUUGUUGUUCAAGGAAGGAACCACUCUACAUUGAUCUCCCGCUUCUCUAUGGUGGUUGGGAGGGUUAGGAUUGAAGGGAAGUGGUUACGUCACGUCUAUGCUGUAUUAGCGUCGGAGAAGAUGGCGGAGAAGAAGGGGCAAACGGGAGGAGGUGAUGCGGAGAGACCAGAAGAAGAGGCAGAAAAAGCAGUGAACACUAAGAAUGUUUCUUCCAGCAAUGGAGGAGAGAGCUCAAGCCGCAGCGCAGAGAAAAGGGCAGCUGAGGACUCCAAGAAUGCACCUCAUCCAUUUAAAGUUUCUAAAAUUGGGUUUGCGAUAGGAAAUCAGAAUCUGAAGAAAUCACAGCCCAUAUCAAUAAAACUUGGAGCCAGUAAACCUAAAGAAGUAGCACCAGCCGUGGUUAAAAAAAAGACUGCAGUGGCAUCAGUAUUUAAUGAUGAUGAUGAUAGUGAGCCUGAAGAAAUGCCCCCAGAGGCAAAAAUGCGAAUGAAAAAUAUUGGAAGGGAUACACCAACAUCUGCUGGGCCAAACUCGUUCAACAAAGGAAAGCAUGGAUUUUCGGACAGUCAGAAACUGUGGGAACGGAAUAUGAAAGCUCAGUUGGAUAACAAACCUGAUGAAUGAAACCUUUUGGUUGUGUGUGUGUGUGUGGGGGGGGGGGGGGUUUAGAUGAGGCUGUUAAGCAGUUUUUGGUGGUUAAUUCUAGGAAUUUUUUUUUUUUUUUUUUUUUUUUUAAAGGAUGGAUACAUUUCAAAUUGUUUUUUUUAAUGAUGCUCAUAUAGCACACAAAUAAAAAUGCUAAAAUACUAUCUUGUCUUAGAACAUUUGACACAUACUGGUAGUUGUGUGGGUUAUGUCUGUCAAUCAGUACUCCAAAUCACAUUGUUAACUGGACAGCAUAAAUGUAUUUAUGUAAGGCAGGGUCCUCAAACUGCGUCUACAGACAGGUAGUAGCCAGGGGUGAGGAUGCAGCGGGGGGCGCGGCUAAAUUACCUCUGGGGGCCAUAGUUUAAGGAUCCCUGAUGUAAGGGAUACACAUGAUCUAUCAUUUUUUGAUUCGGCUCAAUUCCAAAUCUUUCACAAUGUUUAACCAAAGCCAAACCCUCAAUUGAAUUAUCACAAAAACAAAAAGCACAUAGUCUAGAGAAAAUCUGUAAUUUGACAGGGUUUGGAUUCACCUGAACAACUAGGAUUCAGUCUUUUCCAAAUUAUUAUUAUUGGUCCAACAAACACAAACCAGUAUUGAAUUAAGUGGAUCCCUAAUAGUUUUGUAGGGGGAAAACAAGUCGGUUGAGAGAGAAUCCAUACUUUUGUGAUGGUUAUUAAAUUGUAUAAAAAAUAGAAAGUAAGAAUGACGUACAGAAAUGUAAUUUGUAGUAACUGUCACAGAAGUCUUCCCCUCAGUAACAAUACUACUGCAGAAAAACCAGUCCAUGGCGCCUUUGGCCUUGUGCUUUAUGCGGUCAUGGAACUCUUUGGUGAUUUAUAAUACAUUAUUCUCUCUGUGUCAUAUAUCUAUCUAUAUCACAGGCCAGCACCACUGAACAUAAAUAACAUAUGAGAAUUUUUGGGUACACGUGCAAUAAAAGACAUCCACUAGUUUAAAAAAAAAAAUCAUAUACCUUCAAUAAAGCACAGCACUCCCAAUGAUGCUCCAAUAUAGUGGUUUAAUAAGUUGACCCCACCAUGCUAUAAAGAGGUGGUAGACUAUUUAGACCAGUGCUGUUGAACUUUUGUGGCACAGAGGGCCAAUAAUGGAAGCCAGUUUUGACCACUCCCCUUUUUUUAAACUACUCCAACUUCAAACCACACCCAUAUUAUCACAAGACCUUUUAAAACCAUACCCACAUUAAUGGUGGUAGGGCAGGAAAACCCCAAAUGGUUGAUGCUCACUGCAGAAACCCUUUGUUCUUAUGUGAAAAAAAGUUUAUAAUGUCAUAUGAAGGCAUACCCUUAAAUCCAUAUGCCUCUCCUGUGGAUAGCACAUUAACCCCCAGCACAUAAUUAAACCCCUUAGGGACCAUAUAAUGACUAUUUCCAAAUGUGAACAAACCCCUGCCAGUCAUCUCCCACAGGCAGCAUAGAGUAGGCAGAGUACGGCACACACAGGCAGAAUAGGGCAGGCAGUACAUAAAGUGACACAAUGCUGGCACUGCUCCUUCAGUCUGUCUGAAGUGUGAACAAUGUGGGGGCUUACAGUCUGAGCCUGAGUUGGGAACAAUGCAGGUAUUAAAAGGUGUGAACAUUACAGGGGUAUACAGCCUGAAUCUGAGGCGUGAGCAAUACAGGAGGGCCAGUUAAUCUCUGUGCAGAUAGCAUUUAAAGCUUACACAAACAUAUACAGUCACAGCAGCCAGACAGGUGGGCGGACACUGGUUGGCCAGUACUGAUGUAGACAAUUAGGGCUUGACAAAGGGAACGGAUACUUCCGAAACGUUAUUGUCUUGAAUUAUGUCAGUCAUGGUGGUGUCAACUUAUUAAACACUCCGUUAGAGAAUCAAUGUGAGUGCUGUGCUUUAUUGAAUAUUAUAUAUAUGGGUUGAACUUGAUGGGCUUUUUUUUUUUUUUUUUUUUUUAAUCCAAAUUAACAUAUCACUUGCAAUUACAAAUAGGAAAAUACCAUAACCAAGACAUUGCCGCAGUUUUUUGGGUUUUUUUUUUGUAAAGCCAAUCUGAUGUGGUUAGCUAAUACUUUUGCAGUGCAAAUUAGUGUUACUGCAAGAUUUCUGUCUGGGUUUUUAAUCAAAUUUUAAAUAACCCUAAAAUUGCUUCCUCCACCAGAGGUGCAGGCUAAUAGAGCCUGCACUUUGGUUAGGGAAAACUCUUUUUUUAAAAAAAUAAAUAAAUAAAAAAAAGCCCCCUACAGCACUUUGGGGCAGGCAUCCAUAUUGUGGCACAGACAUGCACAUAAGGAGUGCCCCACAACUCGCUCAUUAUGCACAUGUGUGACGUACGUGGGUGAGUCGCAUCCACCACACGUGUGCACUUCUGGUGCAAGAAGCAAUUUCAUUGUGAUAGGUGCAUUUUAAAUAAAUGGAUUUGAGGAUGCAUAAGGGAACUUAAUAAAUUAUAUCAAUUAAAA